CUCGCCACGUCAUCUUCUCGUUUAUUUCUAUUUAUUUAUUUAUUUAAAAAGGGUUUUCGAUCGGCCCAUCGCAAGUCUUCCCAUGGCGACUCCGGCGAGAGGUCUCCUCCUCCUCCUCCUCGUCGCCUUGCUCCUCGUCCACUCUCUUUGCGCGCUCGGAGGGAAGAGUUAUUACGACGUGUUGCAAGUGGCGAAGGGAGCUUCGGAGGAGCAGAUCAAGAGGGCCUACAGGAAGCUCGCUUUGAAGUAUCAUCCGGAUAAGAACCCGGGAAACAAAGAGGCCGACAGGAAAUUUGCGGAGAUCAAUAAUGCUUAUGAAGUUCUCUCUGACGGUGAGAAAAGGAAAAUCUAUGAUCGGUAUGGCGAGGAGGGACUGAAGCAGCAUGCUGCUGGGGGUGGAAGGGGCUCCGGAAUGAAUUUUCAAGACAUUUUUAGCAGCUUCUUUGGGGGUGAUUCAAGAGAAGAGGAGGAAGAGACAAUACCAAAAGGCGAUGAUGUUGUUGUUGAAUUGGAUGCCACUUUGGAAGAUUUAUAUAUGGGAGGCACACUAAAGGUUUGGAGAGAGAAGAAUGUUAUCAAGCCAGCUCCUGGGAAGCGGCGCUGUAACUGCAAGAAUGAAGUAUAUCAUAGGCAAAUUGCUCCAGGAAUGUUCCAACAAAUGACAGAAUUGGUAUGUGAAGAUUGUCCUAAUGUGAAAUUUGUGCGAGAAGGCUAUUUUUUAACAGUGGAUAUCGAGAAGGGGAUGCAAGAUGGUCAGGAGGUGAUGUUUUACGAGGAUGGAGAACCUAAAAUUGACGGUGAAGCUGGAGAUUUGAAGUUCAGGAUUCGAACAGCACCCCAUGAACUCUUCCGAAGGGAUGGAAAUGACUUGCAUAUGACCGCGACUAUCUCAUUGCUUGAAGCUCUCAUUGGUUUCAAGAAAGCCAUGAAACAUCUUGACGGACAUCCGGUUGAAAUAGGCAGCCAGGGUAUUACUAAGCCUAAAGAGACCAGGAAGUUCAAAGGGGAAGGAAUGCCUCUCCACCUGAGCACCAAGAAAGGAGAUCUAUACGUCACAUACGAAGUUCUAUUCCCCGAGUCGUUAACCAAAGACCAGAAAACUAAGAUCAAAUCAGUGCUGUCAUGAAAUCAAGAACUAUUCCAUUGUACCUGAGCCAGAGCUAGCCCUCCUGAAGUGAAGGAAACUUAAAAUAGUAUGCCAACAAAGAACUAAAGAUUUAUUUCAUUCUGUUUGCAAGAGUUUCUCAUCCUGAUCAUUCCCUCCAAAAUUUUCUUUUAGGCAGGAGAAUUAGGGUUAGCACACUGAGGUUAGCUGAAUUGUAGGCGUUUUGUGUUCUACACGGGUAUGUAUGUUUUUGAGAAACCUCAUUCAACAUUUAGAUAUAUGCUCAUGCAACAACCUCGUUUUAGCUUGAAAAAUUACUUGAUGGUUCAUGAAA
This is a messenger RNA of Zingiber officinale, 1439 nucleotides long. Its product is annotated as dnaJ protein ERDJ3B-like. Bases 83 to 1126 code for a protein of 347 amino acids. Gene Ontology annotation, biological process: protein folding. The record is from RefSeq and is a predicted model, not a curated record. The transcript has 10 exons. NCBI's taxonomy places the organism in Eukaryota, Viridiplantae, Streptophyta, Magnoliopsida, Zingiberales, Zingiberaceae.